Ctenopharyngodon idella (grass carp) is the source of this 2491-nucleotide messenger RNA. It is a transcript of the gene nek3, whose product is annotated as NIMA related kinase 3. Lineage: Eukaryota; Metazoa; Chordata; Actinopteri; Cypriniformes; Xenocyprididae. Gene Ontology annotation, biological process: protein phosphorylation. The transcript is spliced from 13 exons. The record is from RefSeq and is a predicted model, not a curated record. Gene Ontology annotation, molecular function: protein kinase activity; ATP binding. Bases 300 to 1685 code for a protein of 461 amino acids.
AUCGCUACGUCAUGUAACAAUACGGAAGUGAGACUCGAGUCUACCCGAAACAAACCGAUGGUGCUGUACUGUACUUGCACGACCACUCUCCUCUCCCGAAAAAGAAAUCAUUUAUCUAGUUUUGCACUGUUUAAAACUUUUAAGCAAAUGAAGAAAUAAGUCUUGCCAUUCAAUUGUCUGGAAUUUUGUAACCAUAAAGCUCGAGCAGGUGUAUAACAGCAGUAUAUUUAGUUAUGAAGUGUUGCUUUAAGAAGGAAGAACAACAGCUGUAAGCAUUAAUUCUGUCUGAAUUUGACGUUAUGGAUCAGUACUUAUUGGUGAGAGUCAUUGGCGAAGGAUCUUUUGGUCGAGCUCUUUUGGUUCAGCCAAUAAACGAAGAGAAACAAAAUUAUGUUAUGAAGGAAAUACGACUGCCAAAGGCUGACUCUGGGAUGAGGAACAGCAGAAGAGAAGCUGUGCUUCUGUCCAGAAUGAAGCAUGCAAACAUUGUGGCAUUCAAAGACUCUUUUGAAGCUGAUGGUCAUCUGUACAUUGUGAUGGAGUUCUGCAGUGGUGGAGAUCUUCUUCAAAGGAUACGGCAGCAAAAAAAUGUUAUGUUCCCUGAAGACGUGAUCCUGAAGUGGUUUGGACAGAUGUGUCUAGGCACCAAACACAUUCACGACAAAAGAGUACUUCACAGGGAUUUAAAAUCAAAGAACAUUUUCUUGACAGACAGUGGAACUGUGAAGGUGGGGGAUUUUGGUUCAGCUUGUACUCUUAACAGUGCAAAAGCAUACGCUCAGACGUAUGUGGGUACUCCAUAUUAUGUGUCUCCAGAGAUAUGGGACAGCAAACCUUACAAUAAUAAAAGUGACGUCUGGUCUCUUGGCUGCAUCUUGUAUGAACUUUGCACCCUCCAACACCCGUUUCAGGCUCGUAGCUGGAAGAGUCUGAUCUUGAAGGUGUGUCGAGGGACGUACGCACCUUUACCCAGUCACUUCCCCUAUGAGCUGCACUACCUCAUCAAACACAUGUUUAAGACUAACCCCAGAGACAGACCCUCAGUACACACAAUCCUCAGCUCUCACCGUGCUUCCCGGCUGCUGCAGAAACACCUGUCGCCAGAGAAAAAGGAACUGGUGCAAGAACGAACACGCCAUUGGAGGAAAGAGGAAGGAGAGAAUGUGGCCAUGUUUUUAGGCCAGAAGAGUUUAGUGACCACAUCUACCACUGAAGGAGCUUUGCAAGUUGGACAGUCCCUUAUGGAAAACAACAGCAGUGAUGACCCAGCUUCUCGAAAGAGGUGGGCAGUCGGAUCGUGUAAUACAGUGCUGGGGGUCCUGGGAAAUGCUGACAUUAUUUCCACUGGUAGCGUGGCAACUGCAGAACGGCCUGACCUAAUUUCAGAGGUCGAGAGUGUGGAGACCCAGCAGAGACGAGUGAGGAAACAAUGGGACAAAGAUCCACCAGAGAGACUUUUGAGUGUUCUGGAGAAAGCACAGCUCUGCUAUGGCUUUGAGACGUACACUAUACACAGAGAUGGUUUUUUAAGCCCAGAGCCUGUGGACAAAGUGGACGGCCUUGAGGAGACAAUCACAGACUUCAGUAGACUGGAGCCGCGCUCAGAUGAUGAAGACACGGAUUUUGAAGAGGAGUAUCCUUGUGACUGGAUAAAUGAACUAGAGAAAAUGGUGGAUGAACACUAGCAACUCAAGUGUGUUUUUGUACAUGUAAAUAAGUUUUAUUUGUAUUUGAUUUUGAAUAUUCCUUAUCAUAAGCCAUGAAAAUGUAGCAUUAAAGUGAUUUCUAAUUCUAAAAGCCUGUUGCAGUUUAUUCUUAAGACCACCUUUCAUAUAUAAAUAAGACCCUUCACGUGUGAUUAAACGUGUUGAGUGAUGUCAUAGCGUGCUGUUUUUAUGACACAACAAGUCAACAUCUCAUUUGUAACGUGUAACAAUAAAGGUGUCCAUGUUAACACAUUUUUGUUUAAUAACAGAAAUCAAUCAUUGUCUUGUUCUUAAAAAAUGCAUUUAUGAUUGUCUUGUUGAAGCCGGAUAAGUUAAAGGGAUAGUUUACCUAAAAAUGAAAAUUCUGUCAUCAUUUACUCACCCUCAAGUAGUUCCAAACAUGUAUCAGCUUCUUUGUUCUGCUGAACACAAAGAAAGAUACUUGGAAGAAUGACUAAAUAAGAAUGACUAAAUAUUUGGAAGUGACUAAAUAAAAAAAGUCCCUUAAACAUUAAAGAAAAGCAUAUGAAUCUCACCCGUCAAAUAUAUAUAUAUAUAUAUAUAUAUAAUGUGUGUGUGUGUGUGUGUGUGUGUGUGUGUGUGUGUGUGUGUGUGCGCGUAUGUGACCCUGGUCAACAAAACCAUAAAGGUCAAUUUUUUGAAAUUGAGAUUUAUACAUCAUCUGAAAGCUGAAUAAAUAAGCUUUCCAUUUAUGUAUGGUUAUGUUAGGAUAGGACAAUAUUUGGCCGAGAUAUAACUAUUUAAAAAAAAAGUCUUGAAUCUGA